Messenger RNA from Danaus plexippus (monarch butterfly), 1169 nucleotides. Its product is annotated as rhythmically expressed gene 2 protein-like. The transcript has a single exon. NCBI's taxonomy places the organism in Eukaryota, Metazoa, Arthropoda, Insecta, Lepidoptera, Nymphalidae. Bases 270 to 1001 code for a protein of 243 amino acids. The record is from RefSeq and is a predicted model, not a curated record.
AAUAAAGAAUGUUUACAUAUUAGGUAUUUAAAUAAAAGAAAUAUUUUUGACAAUGGCCGAUAGAUGGUUCUUAUUCUUGAAAACAUUAACAUUAUAUGCCAGAAUUUCAAAAGUUAAAAAUUUUUGAUGUCACUUUAGCGUUUAUAAUUAGUAUGUUCAAUAAUUCAAUUCAUUAUAUAAUUCACGUUGUAAAACUGAUGCGUCUAGGAAGUAGUAUUGAAUAAAAAGAAGGCAAGUUUUUGUGUUCAUUUCUAUAUUCUAAUAUUACUAUGAUCUUACCAGGUAUAAAAUUAAUAACAUUCGAUGCAACAAAUACUUUAAUGAAAUACCGUGUGCCGCCUUGGGAUUAUUACGCCAUUGUGGCCGAAAAGCAUGGAUUUAAGGUCGAUGGGAAACAAGUAAAACAGGAUUUUAAAAAAAAUUACACAGAACUUAUGAAACACCAUCCUAACUUUGGGAAGCAAAGCAUCAAAUGGGAGAAUUGGUGGGAUGAAAUAAUUAAACAAACAUUUCAAGACAAACUUCCAAUAUCUAGUAUUAAUAAGAUUUCAAAACAGUUAAUAGAAGAUUUUACAUCAACUAAAUGUUUUCUUAAAGCAAAUGGAUGUGAUCAAUUAUUAGAAUUACUUAGUAAAAAUGGUAUUGCUUUAGGGGUUAUCUCGAAUUUUGAUCCUCGCCUUCAUAAGAUACUAAAUAAUUUGAAUAUAGACAAUUGCUUUGAAUUUAUUCUUACAUCUUAUGAAAUGGGUUUUAGUAAACCUGACAAACAGCUUUUCAAAAUCGCCCAGGAGAAAAUCAAUGGAGUCACAUGUGGUUCACAAUGUCUUCACAUUGGAGAUGACUUUAUUAAAGAUUACGAGGGUGCUGUGAAAGCUGGGUGGAACGCUGUACUCAUAACCAAGGAAACAGAUUUCAAGGAACCUUAUACAUGUGUUAAAAUAUUUAAAAACUUAUUAGACUUACACAAUGCUAUUGAAAGUCACAAGUUAUGUUUUGCUUAAUUGUUAUUAAUAAUAAUAUUUAAGUUGAAAGUUUAUAAUUGUUGUAUGUGAUAAAUAUAUAUUACUAAUUAUUUUUACUAAAACAAGAUUUUUUUUUACUAAAUGUAUAAAUGUAAUGAAUAAGAAAUAAUCUAUGGACUUGUAAUAAUAUAUUUUUACUAUUUAAAA